GAGAAAGUUUAGUGAGAGUCAGAGAGAGAAAAUGAAAGAUGAAAUAUAAAAUUGAAAAUUUAGUCUAGAGAGAGAAACAAGAAAAGUAGGGAGAGAGAGAGAAGUUUUCCCUCAUUCUAGAACCGUAGAACGAGAAAAAUUUGAGAGAUAGAGAGAAAGAGAGAGGAGCAAUUUAGCUCACAUGAAGAUUGAUUCUCAGAGACUCAUUUCAAGAUUUUUUCCUCAGAUCAUAGAGAGAGAAAGUAGGGAAAGUGUGUAAGUGAGAGAGAGAAAGAGAGAGAGAAUAUAUAUUUAAUAAUUUUAGAUCUUUUUUUUUUUAUUCUGAAUUACACGUAUUAAAUGUUAGUAUAUGUAUUAGAUCCUUUGUGAUAAUAUAUAUAGUCGGAGGCUAAUCUUGUUGUGUUGUCUGAAAUCUGUAAUUUGGGCACAACUUGCCGGGCGAUAAAGAGUGAAGUAUUCUCUGCAAUUAGAGAGAGAAAUUGUUCAGAGAGAUUACUGGAAUUAGGAUAUCGGUGUUCGCGUUGGAUUGUGCCGCCGAUUGAUCGUUCCGGCGGCGAUGGCGGAGCGGAGAGAACGGACGGUGGAGGAGUUGUACAAUGCGACCGAGUCGAUUGAGAAGCCGGAGGCAUAUAACACCAGUCUUGAGAGGGAGUUAUCUGAUGCAAGGGCCUGUCGAUGAGGCGGAUCAUGACAUUGAGAAGAAUAUGGUAUCUCCUCAACCUGAAACAGAAUUGGGUAAGUGUUCCAUGAGUAAGAAAGUUCAUAUGAGAGGCGAGUCUGGGACUUGUAACCUGUGCUCUGCUCCUUGUUCAUCUUGUAUGCAUCUGAACCGAGCUCUCAUGGGGUCAAGGACUGAGGAGUUUUCUGAUGAAAGCUGCCGUGUAAAUGCGGUCAGUCAGUAUUCUGUAAAUGAGAGUGGUACUUUAUCUUCUCUUAAGAGUAGAGCAUCUGAUAACUUACAGCAUACCACCAGUGAAACAAGUAACCUCCACAGUGUUAAUUCCAGUCAUGAUUCUUUCUCUGAAAAUGCUGAUAGUAAAUCAACCUUAAGGUCGACUAUUAUAUCUGAUGCUUUAGAUGUUGAGAUGCUUACAAAGUUGGCUUCUGGAGGAACGAUUGCUGAGGAUCAACUUUCUUCCAAACCACAAUGCGGUUUGGAUCAGAGAACCUUCUCAAAUAAGUAUGUGGAAAUUAAGGAAGAAGGCCAUGAUGAUAACAUUUCAUGUGUUAGACCCAAUGAUGCUACUGUAGUGGUCAGUAAUCAUAACAGGAAUAUAAAUAGUAGCACAGCUUCAGUUAGUAGUUUAGCUCUAGAGGGAUCAUGGAAGGUGACCCAAUUCAACAAGUUAGGCUCAUCAGAGAUUCCAUCUUCUAAAGAUGCAGAUGCUAGCAGUAGAUCACUGAAUGAGCAAAGUCCAUACACCGAUUCUCAUAAUGCUAAAUCUCUUUCUUACAAUACAAACUUAACAGAUUUAGAAGAGAAUCCUUCUUCUCAUAUCCAGAAUAAAGUUCCAGAAUGCUCAAUGGACCAUAUCAAUUCAUCAUUAACUAAAGAGGUGGCAUCUGAAAUUGCUUCUGUCCGUAAGUCAGUUUCAUGUAAAGCUCACAUUGGUGGAAGUUCUGAGGUUUCAAUGAAAAGUUAUACGAAGUCAGAAGCAGAGGCUAACAAGGAUAGUGGGGACCGAACAGAUGAAGAGUUGAAAUCUUCAGAUCAAGAUGAGCACAACGAUAAGUCUAAGGAGUUGGUUGAGUCAUCUGACAUGCAGGAGCCUCCGUUGCAAUCUGGUUCUGGAGAUGAGAGUGAUGAAUCGGACAUUGUGGAGGAAGAUGUAAAAGUAUGUGAUAUUUGUGGGGAUGCAGGUCGUGAGGAAAAACUUGCUAUAUGUAGUAGGUGCAGUGAUGGUGCAGAGCACACCUAUUGCAUGCGAGAAAUGCUCCAGAAAGUUCCUGAAGGUGACUGGCUGUGCGAAGAAUGCAAGUUCGCUGAGGAAUCUGAAAACCAGAAGCAAGGUUCAGAAGUUGAGGGAAAAAGAACAAACAAAAUUAGUUCAAGUACACAUGUUUCUGCCAAGAGGCAUGCAGAAAAUGUAGAAGUGGCUUCAGCAAAAAGGCAGGAGCUUGAAACAGGUACUGAAUCACCAAAGCCGUUGAGUCCCAGUAGAAUAGUUACUGGAUCACCAAGGCCAUCAAGUCCCAGCAGAAUAGUUGCACUUUCUCGGGAUUCUUCAUUCAAGAGCUUAGAUAAGGGGAAAGUUAAGUCAGCUCAACAUAAUGAUAUUUUGGAAACUGCACGCUUUCCUACCAUAGGUCCACGGCUUCAAACACCCAAGGGUACUUUGUUAAAAUCUAAUUCAUUCAGCACCGUAAAUUCCAAAUCAAAAGUUAAACUUGUAGAUGAAGUUGUUCCUCAAAAGCAGAAGGGCGCUAGAGAAUAUACUUCCAUUGAUACAAAGGAGGGGGCUGCUAGAAUCAUGAGCAAAUCUAUGUCAUUUAAAUAUGCAAACUCAGGACGUAGCAAUGCUACUGAAUCAAAAGUUAGAAUGCUUUCACCUAAAUUCAACCAUGUUCAAGAUCCGAAAGGACUGAAACAAACAAAAGAACGUGGUACAUUUGAAAGAAAAAAUUUAUCUAAAUUGGAUCGCCCUCUGGUCAGUUCAACAACAGCUAAUGCCACCGUUUCGACGCCUAAGGUUGACCAAAAGCUUGCAUCGCGUGGUGAAACCAGUUUGCCUUCAUUUGUAAGCAACAACCGAGAGUCGAAGGUUGUCCAGUCUGAUGGAAAAUCAAGUUUAUCAAAAGUAACCAGCAGUCUAGGUCGUAAAGGUGUAGAAGUUCCAGUUACUUCAGGAUCAACUGAAGCUAAGAUAUCAUCUUUGUGUUUGCCUAAUGCUGUUGGAGCUUCAUCUACUAGUGGAAUGUUCAGUUCUGCUGAACAAAAGUUGAACAAGAUUAGCCCCAAGGAUGAACCCCCGUCAAGUUAUUCUUUGAAUGCUGAGAGACCAUCCAAUACUGUUGAUGGAACUGUGCAAGAUGGGUUGCCUAUGACAAAUCAUUAUGAGAAAACUAGGGAGAGUUCCAGUAUUCGCCCAAGGCCUACUGCUACAAGUGCUUCAAAAACUGUUUUCUGUCAAAAAUGUAAAGACAUUGGGCAUGCUACAGAGUUCUGCACAAAUGGUACUCCACAAGCUCCUGGUAUUGAUGUAUCUGUUGCAAGAAGUUCUAGAGAGGAAAUGCAUGAAGGCAAUAAGUUGAAAGCUGCAAUUAAUGCGGCUUUGCUUAGAAGACCUGAAAUUUACAGGAAGAAAAGAGUGCUUGAUCAACCUGAUGAGUCGUCCUUGUCAAGCACAGACUUGAAUUAUGAAAUAUCUCCUCAGGAUCAAUUGUUGGCUUCGAACAAGUCUAAGAAUAUUAUGUCCACUGAAGGAAGUUGUGAAAGGCAAGCCAUUGGGAGUUCUGCCUUGGACUCUUACAAACAUACUACUGUCAAUAAUUCGAAGCAGUUUAGUUUGCAGCCCACUGAUGUUUUUUCUUCCAAAGUGGGUGACUCAGAUUCCACUGUGGUUUCUGUUGGCAAGCCUACAAUAAGAGAAUUUCCUAGUCAAGCUUCAACAACAACAUCUGUUCUUCUGAAGACAUCAGCCAUUCCCGAAUAUGAUUUUAUCUGGCAUGGGGUUUUUGAGGUGAAUAAAGGUGGAAAUCUUCCAGACUUGUGUGCUGGAAUUCAAGCUCAUCUAUCAACUUGCGCAUCACCUAAAGUUCUGGAAGUGGUGAACAAGUUUCCCCCCAAAGUUCCCCUGCAUGAAGUACCUCGCUUGAGCACAUGGCCAUCCCAGUUUUAUGGAAGUGGUGCUAAAGAAGAUAACAUUGCUCUAUACUUUUUUGCCAAAGAUCUUGAGAGUUAUGAGAGAAACUACAAGAGCCUUUUGGACAGUAUGAUCAAGAAGGAUUUAGCCCUCAAAGGAAACCUUGAUGGUGUUGAACUUUUGAUAUUCCCAUCCAACCAACUUCCUGAGAAGUCACAGCGUUGGAAUAUGUUGUUCUUCCUAUGGGGUGUUUUCAGGGGAAAGAGGGUGAAUUGUAUUGAUUCGUCAAAGAAGUUGCAUAUUCCUAGUUUGAAUGUGGUUCCUCUGGACAAAGAUAUUCCCCCUGCUGUUAUGACUUUGUCUGAGAAUCUAUGUUCACCAAGGCGUAUAGAUGAAGAAUUACCUACAUGUGACAGAGCUUGCACCAUGGUCCUAACAUCCAAUGUCCCUAAUCAGAUGCAUGUCACAGUAAGUGGGGGUUGUGAUAGCAACAAAACUUCUCUUGAACAGACGUCUUCAGGAUACCAAGAAGAUUUGGAGCAGCAAGAUAGUAGACUUGACUCCAAGUCCAUUUCAAAGAUAGGAACGAGCACUGCGCAAGUGAGCCAAGCAAUGAGACGCGGCAGCUCUUCCCUGGUAGAACCUAGUCUUCCGGACAGAUUAGGUGCAGAGCUCAAGGCCUCUCUUCAAGCAACUGAAAAGAGCGGCUCCAAUGAUGGCGACAAGGCACAAAUGCUUUGGGACACUUCAUCUGAUGGAGAAAAUAAGUUGUUCUUGAAAAUUCUUCCUGUUGGCAAUAAAGACGUGGGUAUGUUGGGGAGUGUUGGUGAGGACAAAAUUCAGGAUAGAAUGAACGGAGUUCGAGAUCAAGUUAAACUUGAGAGGGAGUUGAAGGAAGAUGCUGGGUAUAUGGACAGUGGGGCAGCUUUGUUGGACAGAGACCUGACCAAUCGCAGGAUACGUCCAUAUUUGGAUCUUUCAGAGACAGCUCCUCAAACUUCUAGUGACACGGGUCAGAAGAGGCCUUGGAAUGAAAUCAAUAGUGUGUCAGUAGAUGAAGAAAGUGCUGGUAAGAGGCUGAAGUCAGGUUUCAGUGUAAUGUCCGGACAUAGCAAUUCUAGAGGUAGAAAUUCUGGGAAUGAUAAUUUUGCUCCUCAGGUAAUUGAUCCAGGUUCCGUCUCCUGUAUUGAGGAGAAGAAAUGUGAAGAAGCUUGUGAUGAGAAAGUUAUUCGGGAGGACUUGGGAAGUACUGAAAGGUACUUCUUUCCUGUGGAUUCACAAAGGGGAAAGGAUUUUGUAUUUGGGGACAACUCUGUGCCAUGGAAAAAGCACUCAUCAGAUUGUGAGGACAAAUUACAUGAUGACGUUCCAAAUCUCGAGCUUGCUUUAGGGGCUGAAAUGAAACCACCAAAUAAGGGAAUGCUGCCUUUCUUUGUCGGGACAGUACGCAAGAAAAAUGAUCAAGUCAAGCCUCCAGACAAGGUGAAAGAGGAUGAUGACGACGACGGUGUCUCUGCAUCCCUUUCCCUUUCUCUCUCAUUCCCGUUCCCGGACAAAGAGCAGACGGUAAAGCCUGUUUCAAAGGCAGACCAACUCCUGCCCGAAAGACACAAUUUGAAUAACUCACUGCUUCUCUUCGGGGGCUUCCGGAACAAAUAGAACUGCGACCAUGUUUGCAGUAUGUACAUUAGCGUGUGCCCACAUGGUUGUGUUGAAUGUUUACUGUGGAUCAUAUCCGCUGAUCUCCAGUGGGCAUCAUAGGGCGGACCCAUUUUCCAUAUGUUCAUAGCCAUACAGGAUUUACUAAUUCUUUUUUUUUUUUCUUUCAUUUUAGAUUUUCUGGUCUUUUUUGAGUGCAUACUUACGGCUGAUUGUAUAUAAAGAGAACGAAAGCCGGCACAAUAUCGAAAUGUCCGUAGGACUUUUACAGACCAAUGCGUUCGUCAUAAGGAUUUUUCCCUC
Molecule: messenger RNA, 5765 nt
Organism: Alnus glutinosa
Lineage: Eukaryota; Viridiplantae; Streptophyta; Magnoliopsida; Fagales; Betulaceae
Product: ASI1-immunoprecipitated protein 2
Exons: 12
Coding region: 597-5462 (1621 amino acids)
Source: RefSeq, a predicted model, not a curated record